UUUGCUCAAUAUGGUGUGGGUUUUUAAAGAUUAAGAAAUUCGUACCACUUCGUCCCCAAAAUGACAGAGGGUCGAUUUCAAUACAUUUACAGCUGCGAUUUAGAAGAAAAUGUCGAAAUAAAGAUAGGGACAUUAGAAGGGGAGAGGGAGAGGCCCAGCUAUAAUGACCUGCUCAAUGAUCCAAUGUUGAGGUACUCUGGGGCGUACUGUCCAGACUGUUCGGAUCUGUAUGUGACCUGCAGGGUGUUUAGUGGAGGCAACCCGAUCUCCCUCAUCAGCCACACAGCAUACAAGGCUUUCAGUACCAGAUGGAAUUGGAAUGAGUGGUUGCGCCUGCCAAUCAAAUACAGUGACCUGCCCCGGGACUCAGUAUUGGCCCUGACUGUGUGGGACAUCUACGGCACAGACCGCGUCAUCCCUGUGGGAGGAACAACCAUCACUCUCUUUGGCAAGAAGGGGACUUUUCGCCAGGGCAUGCAUGACCUGAAAGUGUGGCCAGAUGUCGAGGCUGACCCCCGCCCCCAGACCACCACCCCAGGGAAACCACGUGACAGCCAUGACCAGAUGAGCAGGCUCUCUAAGCUGAGCAAGCGCCACCGCGACGGUCACAUGGUUAAGAUAGACUGGCUGGAUCGGCUGACAUUCAGGGAGAUUGAGAUGGUCAAUGAGCGACAGAAACGUGACUCCAACCACAUGUACCUGAUGAUAGAGUUCCCUCGUGUCUUCUAUGAGAACAUUGACUAUACCAUUGUCUACUUUGAGAAGGGAGGAGAUGAUGGUAACACAUUCAACACGUAUGGGGACCUGGUUGUGAUACCUGACCCAGAGAUCUCACUGGAGAACUUGGUAGAAAGCAAGCAUCACAGACUGGCCCGCUCUCUCCGUAGUGGCCCCACUGACAGGGACAUGAAACCAGAUGCAAAGAUCCGUAACCUGCUCAACACCAUUGUUGGUUACCCACCAACCAAAACUCUUACUUCAGAGGAAGAGGACUUGGUGUGGAAAUAUAGGUUCUACCUCUCCUCGCAGAAAAAGGCUUUGACAAAGUUCCUGAAGUGUGUGAAGUGGAGCCAGGCAGGUGAGGUUAAGCAAGCCUUGGAGCUUCUGGGCUCCUGGAGCCCCAUGGAUGUGGAGGAUGCCCUCGAGCUGCUCACACCCACCUUCUCACACCCGGCCGUCCGCAAGUAUGCUGUCAACAGGCUACGACAGGCUGAUGAUGAUGACCUGCUGCUGUACCUGCUCCAGCUUGUUCAGGCCUUGAAGUAUGAGAACUUUGAUGAGAUCCAGGCAGCCGCUGCAGACACCAGCACAGCCACAACCCGCCGGGAAUCUAUCUCACAGGAUGAUAACUCCCCACAACAGGCAGACAAGGACAGGUAUUCAGCCCCUGUGAUGACGCGGACCACUUCCCAUGAUUCCUUGAUGGAUGAACUUGGCACAUCUCCAAAACAGGAGGAAAGCACAGCAACGCGCCUGGAGAAUGAGAUGGACUUGGCGACAUUCCUCAUCUCUCGAGCUAGCCACAAUCUCAGCCUGGCUAACUAUUUUUACUGGUACUUGAUGGUGGAGAGUGAAGACCAUGAGAUGGAGAAGGAUCAGCGGACAAAGGACAUGUACUAUACAGUGUUCAAACGAUUCAGCAGCAAGCUCGUCAAGGGAGGACAGGAGUUUCGCCACCGCCGAGCCAUGUUGAUUCGCCAGCAAAACUUCAUGGAUCGGCUUGUGAACCUUGUGAAAAUAAUUGCGCGGGAGAGUGGCAACAGGAAGAAAAAGAUAGAAAAGCUGCAGGCCCUGCUCCAGGACCCGGACGUUUGCAAGAUAAAUUUCUCAGACUUUGAGACCCUUCCUCUACCUCUUGACCCCGAUAUCAAGGUCAACGCCAUUGAACCUACAUCUGCUACGCUGUUUAAGAGCAACCUGAUGCCGUGCCGACUGACAUUCCGGACCAAUGAGGGUGGGCAGUAUGUGACAUUGUUUAAACACGGAGAUGACCUGCGCCAAGAUCAACUCAUUCUGCAGAUGUUCACACUUAUGGACAGGCUUUUGAAGAAGGAAAACCUGGAUCUUAAGCUGACACCGUACAAGACUCUAGCAACAAGUACCAAACAUGGUUUUGUGCAGUUCAUAGAGUCGCAGCCCGUGGCUGACGUGUUGGAGAAGGAAGGGACGAUACAGAACUACUUCCGCAAGUUGGCGCCCAGUGAGGGGAGCACAUACGGGAUUGUGCCUGAAGUCAUGGACAACUACAUCAAGAGUUGUGCCAGCUACUGCGUUGUCACCUACCUGCUGGGUGUUGGAGAUCGCCAUCUUGACAACCUAAUGUUAUGUAGCUCAGGAAAGCUAUUCCACAUAGACUUUGGGUACAUUCUGGGACGGGAUCCUAAGCCCCUACCCCCACCCAUGAAGCUCAGCAAGGAGAUGGUGGAUGCUAUGGGAGGGACCACGUCCGACCACUUCAAGGACUUCAAACUUCACUGCUUCACGGCAUUCCUAGCUCUACGCAGGUCAGCCAACCUGAUACUGAACCUGUUUUCCUUGAUGGUGGAUGCCAACAUUCCAGAUAUCGCCCUGGAGCCAGACAAAACUGUGAAAAAGGUCCAGGACAAGUUUGUGUUACACCUGACUGAUGAGGAGGCGGUGGCGUACCUCCAGUCUCUGAUUGACGAGAGUGUCUCCGCCCUCAUGCCCGCACUGGUUGAACAGUUCCAUAAGAUGGCACAGUACUGGAGGCGUUAAGCGUGACCAACAUGUAUGUUUGUGUGGUGGGAUGUGCAAUACUGCAGGAAUAAGACUGUGAUCAUAACAUUUCUUAUGUACAUGUAGUUACAAGAAAGUGCUACACUAGUGCGCUCUUCGCUUUGUGAUAAAAGAACCUUUGUGUUAACCUUCAAAAUGAUAAAUUCCACUUUCUUGAAUACCUUUCUUGUUCAACCUGGUUCUUAAUCAUGAACUAAUUUGUUGUAUGUUGAAAGCUGUUAUGUGUACGUGUACCUGAAUGUAUCGGUUAAAGAUUUAAAUUAAAAGAAAUUUAUUUAAAUGCUGUUACUGAAUACUAUAAACAUGUAUUUCUUUGAUGUGUAAAAUACCAAUCACUAGGUGCAUUACAUAGAAGGCUUUUAAGCCGCUUUAUAAACCUUUUCAUGUGUAAACCAAUACUCAGCCUGACUAUAUGGUUGAAUAUGAAUUAAUUAUUUUAG
Messenger RNA from Mya arenaria, 3197 nucleotides. Its product is annotated as phosphatidylinositol 3-kinase catalytic subunit type 3-like. The transcript is spliced from 19 exons. NCBI's taxonomy places the organism in Eukaryota, Metazoa, Mollusca, Bivalvia, Myida, Myidae. Bases 61 to 2736 code for a protein of 891 amino acids. Gene Ontology annotation, cellular component: peroxisome; endosome; phosphatidylinositol 3-kinase complex, class III, type I. The record is from RefSeq and is a predicted model, not a curated record. Gene Ontology annotation, biological process: autophagosome assembly; endocytosis; phosphatidylinositol-3-phosphate biosynthetic process. Gene Ontology annotation, molecular function: 1-phosphatidylinositol-3-kinase activity.